CACUCCCACAUCCGCGGGCUGGGCCUGGACGAUGCCCUGGAACCACGACAGGUGUCGCAGGGAAUGGUGGGGCAGCUCUCGGCCCGGCGCGCCGCCGGCGUCAUCCUGGAGAUGAUCAAGGAAGGGAAAAUCGCCGGACGCGCCGUGCUCAUCGCUGGACAGCCUGGCACGGGGAAAACGGCCAUUGCCAUGGGGAUGGCGCAGGCUCUGGGCCCCGACACUCCGUUCACGGCCAUCGCGGGCAGUGAGAUUUUCUCUCUGGAGAUGUCGCGCACCGAGGCGCUGACCCAGGCCUUCCGCCGCUCCAUCGGCGUCCGCAUCAAGGAGGAGACGGAGAUCAUCGAGGGGGAGGUGGUGGAGAUCCAGAUCGACCGCCCGGCCACCGGCACGGGGACGAAGGUGGGGAAGCUGACACUGAAAACAACAGAAAUGGAAACCAUUUACGAUCUGGGGGCGAAGAUGAUCGAGGCCCUGAGCAAGGAGAAGGUGCAGGCGGGCAUGUUGGACAUCGAGAGUUUCUCGUUCCUCAACCGCGCCCUGGAGAGCGACAUGGCCCCGGUGCUGAUCAUGGCCACCAACCGCGGCAUCACCAGGAUCCGGGGCACCGCACACCGCAGCCCCCACGGGCUCCCCUUGGACCUGCUGGACCGGCUGCUGAUCAUCGCCACGGCGCCGUACGGGGACAAGGAGACGCGGCAGAUCCUCAAAAUCCGGUGAGACACCCCAAAAAUCCAUCCUGGCACCCCAAAAUCCACCCUGACACCCUAAAA
Messenger RNA from Malurus melanocephalus (red-backed fairy wren), 770 nucleotides. RefSeq names its product RuvB like AAA ATPase 2 (gene RUVBL2). The annotation marks the transcript as partial. Gene Ontology annotation, cellular component: R2TP complex; Ino80 complex; Swr1 complex. The transcript is spliced from 7 exons. Gene Ontology annotation, molecular function: ATP binding; ATP hydrolysis activity; DNA helicase activity. The record is from RefSeq and is a predicted model, not a curated record. Gene Ontology annotation, biological process: box C/D snoRNP assembly; regulation of transcription by RNA polymerase II; chromatin remodeling. Lineage: Eukaryota; Metazoa; Chordata; Aves; Passeriformes; Maluridae.